Spirometra erinaceieuropaei is the source of this 249-nucleotide messenger RNA. The record is from the annotation of a GenBank genome assembly. Lineage: Eukaryota; Metazoa; Platyhelminthes; Cestoda; Diphyllobothriidea; Diphyllobothriidae.
AUGAGAGGAGGAGGAGAAGAAGAAGACGACGACGACGACGACGACGAUGAUGGUGGUGGUGGUGGUGGUGUCGGCGGCGGCGGCGGCGGCGGUCGCUUGUUUCACUAUAGCGGCGAUCUCAUCUUGGUUCAUUGCCCUCGAAGUCUGCUGACGAACUUAUUCGGCGCUCAGGUUCCCCUUUCGCGACAGUUCAAGUCACGUUGUGUCUCUACUGGUUGUUCCUUGAGAGCUGAGCACCAAGUGGCUUGA